[Candida] anglica is the source of this 1293-nucleotide messenger RNA. Lineage: Eukaryota; Fungi; Ascomycota; Pichiomycetes; Serinales; Debaryomycetaceae. The record is from the annotation of a GenBank genome assembly.
AUGACGUCAAAAGUUCCGUCUCUAGUGGAGUUGGCGUCUAAUAAAUGCAUCCAAAACGUCGCCAAGCUCCAUGACUUGGGGAUCACCCCGUUCCAUCUACUUCGCCGGAUCCUUGGACGGAUGAAUGCCAAGCAGUUGGCACACGUGGAGGAGUUGAACCCACAUGUCAUGCCCCAUACAGACGUACUAUGGCCGGCAUUAAUCGAGCGAGAGUUCCCCGAUCGUCCUCUCUACCUGCAACGACGUCGGACACCACAACAACAACUCAAGGGGACCCUGGAGGCUUCCCUGGCUAUCCACUCUUCGAUGCCCAACAAGGCUCUCUAUUUCCGCUACAAUGACGAAAGGGAAUCGUUCCGAGACGACUCAGCAAAACGUCUAAGACGGAUCACUGAACGGUUGAAGAAGGAGAAAUCGGCCAAAUCAAUCGUUGCCGUUCCACAACUUCUCCGAGACCCCACUGUGCGUCGUCGGGCUGCAGUUGCUGGUGGCUCCUCGUCCUGGCGUACUGGUGGUGGCACCCCUUCCUACAAGAGAAACACCAUCCUUGAUAGAGCCCGUCAUGAUCUCCGCAAGAGACCACAGACCUUCCCGGGGAAGAUCAAGCCGUAUGAUCCCUAUGCUGCCUUUUUCGAACCAGAACCACAACCGCAACCGCCCAGAAGGGCUGCCUCGCCUCCGAAUGGCCAGGACACCGGGUCGGGACCCGGGUCUGCACGGCCACGUCGUCGUGCUCCAACAGCAUUCAACACCAUGGAAACAAGAACUGGGGCUCAUCUCAGGACAAGUGCCACGCCUGUUGUUUCCACUCCACAGCCGCCCAAAAUAAUCCACCCAUCCCCUAAAGUUCUCCCGAAGAUUGGCCGACCUCCAGUGAAACCAUCCAUAACGCUACUCCCACCACCACCAGGCACAUCCCCCAUUGCGAGAUUAUCAACCCCACCACCGCCACCACCACCACUACCGCUCCCCUAUGGUUCACCCCCACCGCCAAUCCGAAGAUCACCCACCCGGCCCAGAUCUUCUACUCCUCCUCCUCCUCCUCCUCCACCUCCUUCAUCUGGCGGCGAUUCUCCGACAAAUGCCCUCCCCAACUCACCCGUGGCAAUCCCACCACCUCGAAAGAGAAGGCCCCAACCCUCCAUCUUCCUCACCCGUAAACGACCCACUCCCCGGGCCUCUCUAGGACGAGGACCGUCUCCUGCUGCGAAACCUGCUACAUCACCACCACCACCACCACCCACGGACGCUCCACCAAAGCUCAAAGCCGUACGCUCAUCCAUUUUCAGCUGA